CAUCCUCCAUCCUCUCUUCCAUCCUCCUCUAUCUUGUCAACCUGAUGGAUCUCCUCACUCUAUUCAUUCAUGAACCUUCUCUGAGUUCUCCUCCAGCCCUUCUUCCUAAAGCCUUAAGAAACUGAGCCUCAUGACAUAGAGGAAGUAGGCGGGCUCAGCUUGGUGCAAACAGAUAAACUGAAGAAUGGUCAGAUCUGUCAGAGGAACAAUGAGAGGCACAGCUCUACCAUGGCUGUUCUUUCUGACCUUCUUCCUAUGCUGUUCAUUAAUCAAAGUCCUUCCAGCUCAUCUAACAGUCAGUCCAAACAGAUCUCAGUUCUUCAGAGGAGAUUCUGUAUCUCUGAGCUGUGAGGGCGACAGCUCUGCUGGAUGGACUGUAUGGAGGAACACAACCAGUGAACAGUCUGAGUGUAAAGGUCCAUGGGGGAAACCUGCUGGCCAAACCUGUAACAUGACCUUUAUGACCACAGGUGACAGUGGAGUUUACUGGUGUUCCCCCUCCAGAGAGGGAGCAGCCAGCAGCAGCAUCCAGCUCACUGUCACUGGUGGAUCAGUGAUCCUGCAGAGUCCUGUCCUCCCUGUGAUGGAGGGAGAUGACGUCACUCUGAGCUGUCUAACAAAGACCACUCCCUCCAACCUCCCAGCUGCUUUCUAUAAAGAUGGCUCCCUCAUCAGGACUGAGCCCAAAGGUCACAUGACCCUCCACCAUGUGACCAGCUCUGAUGAAGGCCUCUACAGGUGUAACAUCAGUGGUCAUGGAGAGUCUCCAUCCAGCUGGAUCUCUGUUGAAGAGAAAUCCUCCACGUCUUUCCCAACAACCAUCCCUUCUUCUACAUCAACCUCUCCCCCCUCCUACCAGUUUCAUCAUUAUGGGUAUCUGGUUCUAUUUGGUGCCAUGGUUGUUGCUGUACUGGUGGUUCUACUGUUGAAAUAUUGCAUUAAUAGAAAAAGCAAAG
Molecule: messenger RNA, 956 nt
Organism: Cyprinodon variegatus (sheepshead minnow)
Lineage: Eukaryota; Metazoa; Chordata; Actinopteri; Cyprinodontiformes; Cyprinodontidae
Product: Fc receptor-like protein 4
Exons: 6
Biological process (GO): cell surface receptor signaling pathway
Molecular function (GO): transmembrane signaling receptor activity
Source: RefSeq, a predicted model, not a curated record